This is a messenger RNA of Arachis duranensis, 2144 nucleotides long. RefSeq names its product H/ACA ribonucleoprotein complex subunit 4. Bases 87 to 1820 code for a protein of 577 amino acids. The transcript has a single exon. Gene Ontology annotation, cellular component: box H/ACA snoRNP complex. Gene Ontology annotation, biological process: mRNA pseudouridine synthesis; snRNA pseudouridine synthesis; box H/ACA sno(s)RNA 3'-end processing. Lineage: Eukaryota; Viridiplantae; Streptophyta; Magnoliopsida; Fabales; Fabaceae. The record is from RefSeq and is a predicted model, not a curated record. Gene Ontology annotation, molecular function: pseudouridine synthase activity; RNA binding.
UUCCAUCACCAAAACCCUACACCUCUUUCCUCCACUUCAUUCACCUCACUCUGCCUACACUCCAUAAAACCCUAAUCCCAACUACCAUGACGGAGCUCGACCAUUCUCUCUCCGAGAAGAAAAAGAAGAAGAACAAGAAGCACACCGAUGACGACACCACCACCACCACAGACACCACCGUCGCCACCGCCGCUGACUUCAUGAUCAAGCCGCAGAGUUUCACCCCAACCCUCGACACAUCACAAUGGCCAAUCCUCCUCAAGAACUACGACCGCCUCAACGUCCGUACAGGUCACUACACUCCGAUCCCAUCCGGUUACUCUCCGUUGAAGCGCCCCCUCCCCGAUUACCUCAAAUACGGCGUUCUCAACCUCGAUAAGCCCGCCAAUCCUUCCUCCCACGAGGUCGUCGCUUGGAUCAAGCGCAUCCUUCGUGUCGAAAAAACCGGCCACAGCGGAACCCUAGACCCUAAGGUCACCGGAAAUUUGAUCGUCUGCAUCGACCGCGCAACGCGGUUGGUGAAAUCGCAGCAGGGCGCAGGUAAGGAGUAUGUGUGCGUCGCCCGACUCCACUCCGCCGUCCCUGGUGACUCGACUCGAGUUGCCAGGGCUCUGGAGACUCUGACGGGCGCUGUGUUCCAGCGCCCGCCGCUUAUCUCCGCCGUUAAGAGGCAGCUUAGGAUUAGAACUAUUUAUGAGAGUAAGUUGCUUGAGUAUGAUCCUGAUAGGCAUUUGGUUGUGUUUUGGAUUUCUUGUGAGGCUGGGACUUAUGUUAGGACAAUGUGUGUUCAUUUGGGUUUGAUUCUUGGUGUUGGUGGCCAUAUGCAAGAGCUUAGGAGGGUUAGGUCUGGGAUCAUGGGGGAGAAGGAUAACAUGGUUACUAUGCAUGAUGUCAUGGAUGCUCAGUGGGUUUAUGAUAAUUAUAGAGAUGAGAGUUAUUUGAGGAGGGUUGUUAUGCCGCUCGAAGUGCUGCUGACUAGUUAUAAGAGGCUUGUUGUUAAGGAUUCGGCUGUUAAUGCGAUUUGUUAUGGUGCCAAGCUGAUGAUUCCUGGAUUGUUGAGGUUUGAGAAUGAUGUUGAGGUUGGGGAGGAGGUUGUGUUGAUGACGACUAAGGGAGAGGCUAUUGCGUUGGGGAUUGCAGAGAUGACAACUGCGGUGAUGGCAACUUGUGAUCAUGGUGUGGUUGCGAAGAUUAAGAGAGUGGUUAUGGAUCGGGAUACCUACCCGAGGAAAUGGGGGUUGGGCCCGAGGGCUUCGAUGAAGAAGAAAUUGAUUGCAGAGGGGAAGCUUGAUAAGCAUGGGAAGCCGAAUGAGAAGACACCGCAAGAGUGGAUGAGGAAUGUGGUUUUGCCGACAGGUGGGGACAGCAUAAUUGCCGGAAUGGCUGCUUCGGUUGAGGCAGAUGGAGAGGGGAAAAAGAGGAAAGCUGCGGAGGCCGAUGGUAGCCCUGCGGCUGUUACUGCUAAGAAGGCUAAAGUUGAGGAAGUUGAGAAGGUUGAAGUGGAAGAGAAGGUGAAGGUUAAGAAGGUGAAGGAGGAUGUUGUGGAUAUUGAGGUCGAGAAGAAGGAGAAGAAGAAAAAGAAGAAGAAGGAUAAGGAGAAUGAAGUGGCAUCUUCAGAUGAGGAGAAAACUGACAAAGAGAAGAAAAAGAAACACAAAGAAAAGGAAGAAGCUACUUCACCGGAGAAAGAUAAAUCUGAGAAGAAGAAAAAGAAGAAGGACAAGCAUACUGAGGAAAAUGGAAAGGAUGGUAGUGAUGCUGACAGAAGUGAGAAGAAGAAGCAUAAAAAGAAGAAAAAUAAAGAUGCAGAUGAAGAAUAGGCAGCAGAUAUGUACUUAGGAAGUUUGGUUGGUUAAUCACUUCUCUCUGUUGUCCAUCUUCCAAAAAAUUUUCCCAGUUUGCAUUUAGGAUAUGCACUUUAUCUUUAAUACCUUGAUGUUAUUGGUAGUCUUUUUUGCCUUUCGUCAAUAGUUAUGUUUCAGAAAAUUUGUGGUAUGCUUAUAUGUACUCUGGUUAACUUUGUAUUGUGUUUUUGAAUGAGCAUCCACUAAUGGUUAUAUUGGCUGGCGAAUAUCUGUAGGAACUUCAAAUUUAAAUUGUUUUGAUUUAUCAUGAUUCAUGAUUGACCUAUUUCAGGGCCCGAA